AUGGCCGAAAACAUAUACAGCAAGGGCACCCGUGUCUGGUUCGAGGACAAGGAACAUGCCUGGAUAUCCGCAGAGGUCACCUCAGUCACAAAGGGUGACAAUGAUUCCAUAAAACUCGUCUUCACUGACGAGCGCGGCAAGGAAGUCACGAUCAACACGACCAGUAAAGAGAUUAAAGAAGGCAAAGAAGGUCUACCGCCUCUACGCAAUCCACCGUUGCUCGAGACCGCAGACGAUCUCGCCACACUCUCCCACUUGAACGAACCCUCAGUCCUUCACACAAUCCGCAAUCGAUACGCCCAACAUAGUAUUUACACCUACAGUGGUAUCGUCCUCAUCGCGGUCAAUCCGUUUCAACGCGUCACUCUAUAUGGCCCCGAAAUCAUUCAGGCUUACAGCGGGAGGAGGAGAGGUGAACUCGAGCCCCAUUUGUUCGCAAUCGCAGAAGAUGCCUACACAGCGAUGCGUCGGGAUGGAAUGGGUCAGACUAUCAUCGUGUCAGGAGAGAGUGGUGCCGGUAAAACUGAAUCAGCGAAAUUCAUCAUGCGUUAUCUCGCCUCGGUCAACCCACCAACGAGCAGCGCAAAGGCCAAGACGAAACUCUCGCUGGAUGAAUCUAGUGAGAUAGAGAAACAGAUCCUUGCAACCAACCCCAUUCUCGAAUCCUUUGGUAACGCUAAGACGACUCGUAACGACAACUCUUCUAGAUUCGGAAAGUACAUUCAAAUUCUCUUCGACGGCAAACAAGAAAUCGUCGGUGCCCGGAUACGCACAUACCUCCUAGAGCGAUCCCGAAUCGUCUUCCAACCCACCACCGAACGAAAUUAUCACAUCUUCUACCAACUAUGCGCUGGCGCACCUUCCAAGGAAAAGAAAGACCUUGGUCUCGACUCUGAUGUUUCCAAAUUCCAUUAUCUCAAGCAAGGCGGGCCUACUUCCACCCCUAUCGCUGGCGUAGAUGAUGCAGAAGAAUUCCGCGCCACCCAACAGGCGCUCUCAACUGUCGGCAUCAGCGUGGAGAAGCAAUGGGCUGUCUUCCGUCUCCUGGCCUCCCUGCUUCAUCUUGGAAACGUCAAGAUCAUUCAGACAAGAACAGAGUCCAAUAUUGAUGAGAAUGAUCCUGCGCUGCUUUUGGCUACUCGUUUCUUGGGCGUCAACUUGGCCGAAUUCCGCAAAUGGAUUAUCAAGAAGCAGAUCACCACCCGUAACGAGAAGAUCGUGACCAAUCUUAACGGGGCACAGGCGACGGUGGUCAGGGACAGUGUGGCCAAGUUCGUAUAUGCAUGCAUGUUCGAAUGGUUGGUUGCUAUCGUGAACGAGAGUUUGGCUGGCGAAAACGGAGAUGCUGCUGAGCGGGCGGAGAUGUUCAUCGGUGUUCUCGAUAUUUACGGAUUCGAGCACUUCCAAAAGAACUCCUUCGAACAAUUCAGCAUCAACUACGCCAACGAGAAGCUGCAACAGGAGUUCAACUCGCACGUCUUCAAACUCGAACAAGAAGAAUAUGUUAAGGAGCAAAUUAACUGGACAUUCAUCGACUUCUCCGACAACCAGCCUUGUAUCGAUGUUAUCGAAGGCAAGCUCGGAGUGUUGGCCCUGCUUGACGAAGAGUCAAGAAUGCCAUCUGGUACCGAUGCCUCCUUCUUGCAGAAGCUUCACAACCAGAUCCUUCCCAAACCUGAGUUUAAGAACGUCUUCAAGAAGCCACGCUUCGGUAACUCGGCUUUCACCAUCGCUCACUAUGCUUUGGACGUCACUUAUGAGGUUGAGGGCUUCCUCGAGAAGAACAGGGAUACUGUUCCUGACGAACAGAUGGCUCUACUUGCGGCGACCAAGAAUCCCUUCUUGAAGGAAGUCCUUGACUAUGCCCUCAACUCGACAAGAGGCGUAGACGGUGGUCCACCUGCAUCUCCUGCGGUCUCCGACUCAAGUGGUGCCUCUCGACGUUCCUCUGUUAUCCCUGAUCCUGGCAGACAGUCUUUCGUGGCGACUGCCUCCAGCCCUCUGCCAACUGGCGCUGGAAAACGCCCCGGAGCUGUAAAGAAGCCUACUCAAGGCUCCAUCUUCAAAGCCUCCCUGAUUGCCCUUAUGGAAACACUCAGUGUCACGAACGUCCACUACAUUCGUUGCAUCAAACCCAAUGAAGCUAAGAAACCCUGGGAGUUCCAACCCCAACAGGUCUUGGGUCAAUUGCGAGCUUGCGGUGUUCUUGAAACCAUUCGCAUCAGUUGUGCCGGCUAUCCUACUCGCUGGACUUAUGCCGAGUUCGCUGAGCGGUACUACAUGCUCGUUCCUCACACCAUCUGGGAGCCCAUGAUCAAAUCCAUGGAACUCAACAAGCUCUGCUCCAUCAUCCUUGAAAAAACCAUCGCAGAUCCCGACAUGUACCAGAACGGUCUCACCAAGAUCUUCUUCCGAGCAGGCAUGCUUGCCGCCCUCGAGUCCCUCCGCUCUGGCCGACUCAACGCCAUGGUCACUGUCGUACAGAAGAACAUGCGUAGGAGGAUGGCUAUGAAGAAGUAUCGCGCUCUGCGGGAGGCUACGAUUGUCAUUCAGACUAAGUGGAGAGGUAUUUUGGCGCGUAGGUUGGCUGAGAAUAUGAGGAGGGAGGCUUCGGCUCUGCGGUUGCAAGUCGCCAUCCGACGUUAUGUCCAGCGCAAACGGUUCUUGGAUAUCAAACGAGGUGUUACUCUGUUGCAAAGCCGCAUUCGUGGUGCCCAGGCCCGUCUCCGCUACCGUCAAAACAGACACAACAACGCCGCUAUCUUGUUGCAGAGCUUGCUCCGUGGAGUUACCAGUCGCUCCCGCUUCAGAGCGGACGUCAAACAUGUCGUCUGGAUGCAAUCUUGUAUUCGGCGUCGUCUGGCUCGCAGGGAACUCAAGGCCCUCCGGGCGGAAGCUCGCUCAGUCUCCAAGUUCAAGGAGAUCUCGUACCGUUUGGAGAACAAGGUCGUUGAAUUGACGCAAGCCCUCCAAGAGCGAACCAACGAGCGCAAGAAGCUCCAGACUCAGCUGAGCGAACUCGAGCAGCAACUGCAGCAAUGGAUCAACCGGCACGAGGAGACCGACGCCAAAGCCAAGCAAUACCAAGUCUCCUUGCAGCAGGCUGAGGCUGAACUGGCCAAGCGAGACGAGUUGUUGCAAGCCAAGGCAGAUCUUGAGCGCAGACUUGAGGAGGCCAUCGCCAGUGUCCAGGAGAAGGAAAACACAAUUCAAAAGUUGACCGACGACAUUAUCCGCCAAGCCACCCAACUCGAAGCUCAGAAGCGCGCCCUCGAGGUUCCCCAACGCACCCAAGAGGACAGCUCAGUCAUCGCUACCCUCAAGAGCGAAGUCAGCAGCCUCCGGGAACAACUCAACCGUGCCAACGCCCUUAACACCCUCACCAAGGGCUCCCGACAAGACCCUCCGCUUUCCCCCACCUUCAACACUGCCCUCCGACUCGGAGAACCCCAACCCAAUGGCAACAACGGCGUCAUCCCUGGUGUUGCACCUGUCCGUGGCCACCAACGCCGACACAGCUCUGCCGGUGUCUUCUCGCUCGGCCCCGUCGACGGCAGGUCCUCUGUGGACGAGAGCCUCAGCUCCUUCAAGCGCAGCAAUGCCGCCAACCCCCGUGCAGUCUCCGUCGCUUUCAACGGCGAGGACAACUACCUCCGGGGCCGCCAGGGCAAUGGGCUGGCCGAUAUCUACGAUACAGACGACCCUGCUGAGGAGAAGAUUAGGUUGAUGAUGGACGCCAAGCGAUUAGAUGAGGAUGUUCUCGACGGCCUGAUUCGUGGCUUGAAGAUCCCCGCACCAAGCCUGACCAACCCUCCUGCUAUGAAGGAGAUCUUGUUCCCUGCCAACUUAAUCAGUCUCGUCACCAACGAGAUGUGGAAGUAUGGUCUCAUUACCGAGAGCGAGCGAUUCCUCGCCAACGUGAUGCAGGCUAUCCAGAGCCACGUCAUGUCGUUCACCGGUGAAGACGCGAUCAUCCCUGGCAUCUUCUGGUUGUCCAACGUCCACGAGAUGCUCUCCUUCAUCUGCGUGGCAGAAAGCGAUAUGCUGGAGGGUAUCGGUCCUGGCGAAGAGAACUCUGUCCGACCGUUCGAAUGGGCAGACUACGAGCGCCUUGUCUCCGUCGUCAAGCAUGAUCUCGACAGUCUGGAGUACAACAUCUACCACACUUGGAUGUCCGAGGUCAAGAAGAAGUUGUCCAAGAUGGUUAUCCCCGCUUUGAUCGAGAGCCAGUCUCUACCUGGCUUCACGACCACCGACGGUGGAGGACGUCUGUUCAACCGAAUUUUGAACUCCAAUACUCCUCCGGCUUUCAAUAUGGAUGAUAUUCUCAACCUCCUCAACAAGGUUUGGAAGAGCUUGAAGAGCUACUACAUGGAAGAGAGCGUCGUUCAGCAGGCUAUCACGGAGUUGUUGAAACUCAUCGGUGUCAACAGCUUCAACGACUUGUUGAUGCGUCGCAACUUCUCUUCAUGGAAGCGGGCUAUGCAAAUUCAAUACAACAUCACCCGAAUUGAGGAAUGGUGCAAGUCCCACAACAUGCCCGAGGGAACUCUUCAACUUGAACACUUGAUGCAGGCCACCAAGCUGCUGCAGUUGAAGAAGUCGACUCCCGCCGACAUUGAAAUCAUCUACGAUGUUUGCUGGAUGCUCAGCCCGAUGCAAAUCCAACGAAUGUGCACGAACUACUACGUUGCCGAUUACGAGAACCCGAUUUCUCCUGAGAUCCUCCGAGUAGUCGCAUCAAGAGUGCAAGCCAACGAUCGCAACGACCACCUUCUCCUCACGCCCGAGUCUGAAGAAGUCAGCUCAUACGAACUCCCCCUCCCCCGUGAUGUUUCCGGCCUGGAAACUUACGUCCCCGCAUACCUUAAUGUUUCGCAUCUGAGACGAUUGGCCGCUCUCGUUGCCUAG
This is a messenger RNA of Coprinopsis cinerea okayama7#130, 4911 nucleotides long. RefSeq names its product myosin 5. The record is from RefSeq and is a predicted model, not a curated record. The transcript is spliced from 14 exons. Bases 1 to 4911 code for a protein of 1636 amino acids. Gene Ontology annotation, cellular component: myosin complex; actin cytoskeleton; cytoplasm. Gene Ontology annotation, biological process: actin filament organization; vesicle transport along actin filament. Gene Ontology annotation, molecular function: microfilament motor activity; ATP binding; actin filament binding. NCBI's taxonomy places the organism in Eukaryota, Fungi, Basidiomycota, Agaricomycetes, Agaricales, Psathyrellaceae.